AUGGCUCGGUGGACAUUAACAGGCCUUCAAGAAGGCAUGACCUACGCUAUUCAGGGUAUCGCUAUCGUGCUUCAGAACCCCAACAUCAGAAAAGAACGCUUUCUCAAGAUUUUCAUAUACCUGUCGAUGGUGUCAUUCAUAUUACUGGGACUCACCAAUGUCCUGAUAGCCAUCCCCAUCCAUGUAGUAAGAUUCAUACUGUGGUUUUCCACCAGUGACAAGGCAUCGCAGGCAGACGGAGCACUGGAGUCAGCCAAUCGUUUUGUACGCGAAAUAGUUGCAUCAGUGCCCCUGUUAGCACUGCUAUUUAUGCGCUACGUCUAUCCCAAGCCAUUGGAUGAUUUGUUUAUGGAAUCGUUGCGAUAUCUGGAUUCUAUUCACCCUGAUCGGGCACCCUAUGCCAGCAUUCUUGGGCAACAAAAGUUCAAGAGACGAUAUUGGGCAGAUAUGAAGGAUUACAUGCUCAGAACAUGGAAAAAGGUGAGAUUGGGCUUGUUGCUGCUGCUGCUCUCCAUGAUACCCUUUGUCGGUCGAUUUGUAUUUCCUGCUGCUGGUGCUUAUACUACCUAUAAGGCGCUGGGCAAGACACAAGGCAUUGUUGUCGGUAUUUGCUUCUUCUUCCUUCCAAGAUGGGCCACCAUGAAGCUUGUGCGUGCUUUGAUUGGAAUGAGAUCACUCAUGCGCGAACUAUUAGCUCCUUAUUUUGUAAGAAUGCGUAUGUCUCACAGGGAGAAACGUAGAUGGUUUAGUGGGCGUAAGGAUGUUCUGUUUGGCUUCUCCGGUAUUGCAUAUAUUAUCAUUCGCUUGCCUAUAGUUGGUAUCAUUGGAUAUGGUAUAGCUCAAGCUGCUGCUGCCUACAUGCUGACUGUUGUCACAGAACCACCCUCCAAGGACAUUUUUACCAAGAAAUUAGAUGAGCACGAAAACAGUGUUGAUAAUCUCAAGUUGCCAGAUCAGCUUACAGAAAUCAAUCCUAAUAAAAAGAUGGAUUAG
Mucor velutinosus is the source of this 993-nucleotide messenger RNA. RefSeq names its product U6 snRNA-associated Sm-like protein LSm2 (gene LSM2). The coding region runs from base 1 to 993 and encodes 330 amino acids. The transcript has 2 exons. Lineage: Eukaryota; Fungi; Mucoromycota; Mucoromycetes; Mucorales; Mucoraceae. The record is from RefSeq and is a predicted model, not a curated record.